Molecule: messenger RNA, 413 nt
Organism: Pocillopora meandrina
Lineage: Eukaryota; Metazoa; Cnidaria; Anthozoa; Scleractinia; Pocilloporidae
Source: the annotation of a GenBank genome assembly
AUGGCUGGAGUCAGCGUGACAGUGAGCGGUCCACAACGUACGUACUGUAAAGUCAACGCCAGUGAAGUGGGAAGGAGUAUUAGUUUUAUUUAUAACGUUGCAUACACCAACGACGGAGUGCUAGUGUGGAGAGCGUAUGGAGUUGGUUCCGGUAAAUUUUCACCCUAGGGUAGUUCAGCUUAGUCUCUGUCAACAAAGCAGUAAUCCUCGUCCUCAGUUAAACAAGAAUACCGAUAAUGCGAUUUCUAACGUUUCUUUUCAAACCGUCAAAGCUAGACCAAGCGCAAAAAAAAACCCACAGAAGUAGCAGAGGCUUCAGCAAGAGAGAGACAGUGACGAUGAAACCUGUGAAAAAGGAUGUGCAUCAAGUCCUUCCAGCAUUUCUCUUCCUUAGAAAAACAUCUGGACUGUGA